UUUUUUUUAUUUAAAGGUACUGAGUCGGAAGUUACGACAUACUUCCUCUUUCACGGGUUGUGCUGUUUGACAGAAGAGGUUGUGUAAGGAAGGACACACGUGAGCACACCAGUCUCUACUUUAUAAAGACGUUUGUUAGUGGAGAUGUCGAGCCUGUCAGCAGCAAGUGUGGAGGCUUCAGCAGCUCAAGAGGGAACAGAGCAGAAGAAACCUCUCAAACCAUGCUGUGCGUGUCCCGAGACCAAGAAAGCACGAGACGCCUGCAUAAUUGAAAAGGGAGAGGAAAGCUGCACAGAUCUCAUUGAAGCACACAAGGAAUGCAUGAGGGCACUUGGCUUUAAGAUAUAACCACCAUCAUCAUCAUCAUCAUCAUCAGAUUGAGUGAAUGUGUGUGACAACCUGUGUGAAAUGGAACCUGGUGCGCUCUUUUAUUUAUACUUUUACACUGCAGGGACGAUUUUGUGGGGCUGAAUUUAUUCCUCUGAGGGAAAUGUUGUCUGUCUUUUUAUUUUUCUUAUGUCUUUCUUUUUAUUUUAUUUUCUUUCUUAUGUGAUUUGUGUACGUUUAUGGUCAAUAAAGAUCCUAUGCAAGAUGUUA
This is a messenger RNA of Carassius auratus (goldfish), 597 nucleotides long. Its product is annotated as cytochrome c oxidase copper chaperone. The record is from RefSeq and is a predicted model, not a curated record. The transcript has 4 exons. NCBI's taxonomy places the organism in Eukaryota, Metazoa, Chordata, Actinopteri, Cypriniformes, Cyprinidae. Gene Ontology annotation, cellular component: mitochondrial intermembrane space. Gene Ontology annotation, molecular function: copper ion binding; copper chaperone activity. Bases 145 to 348 code for a protein of 67 amino acids. Gene Ontology annotation, biological process: mitochondrial respiratory chain complex IV assembly.